Messenger RNA from Alternaria arbusti, 639 nucleotides. RefSeq lists its product as uncharacterized. The record is from RefSeq and is a predicted model, not a curated record. Bases 1 to 639 code for a protein of 212 amino acids. The transcript has a single exon. Lineage: Eukaryota; Fungi; Ascomycota; Dothideomycetes; Pleosporales; Pleosporaceae.
AUGGCUAGUUCACCAGCUAUCGACGUCGUCAUUACUUCUUCGCCCGACGUUUUCGACAUCGACGGACCUACCGAUCUAAGCAUCUGCCUCAGUCUCACGCUUCGUCACAACAAACCGAUUACAUUGUACAAACGUGAGACGAGCCUCUUCGACGGCAAGAUUCUCCAUGGUGGCGGGCUCACGUUCACCGAUGUCGAGACUGGCCAACGCGUGCCACAUAGCACCUUGAAUCUCUGCUAUUUCUCUAGCGAGAGCUUCUCAUGGGCGACUAGAAGCCAAUACUUUACACUACAUCCAGGGAAACAACAUGUUAUCCACACCGGCUUUACACCUCUAAGUACAAGCGGACGGGAGAAAACGGAUCCAAGAGAAUCGUGGGUGAGGUCGUUGAAGUUCGCCGGCUUCAAAGAUGGGCAGACAUGUAGAAUGGGCAUCAGUGAGAACGCUUUUGUCAAGGACUGGUUUGAGGGAACAGUCUGGAAGCUACUAGGAUGGCAGAUGCUGGGUUGGGCGCCGACGACAGUCCACACGCACAUCAGCUAUAGGGUUGUUGAGUCAUCGGUUGUCACGAUCAAGCGACUCGAAGCAGAUGAUGAUAUCCGCCUCGAGGACGUACUCUCUGUGAAACUGACUGAUUGA